Molecule: messenger RNA, 2433 nt
Organism: Xiphophorus maculatus (southern platyfish)
Lineage: Eukaryota; Metazoa; Chordata; Actinopteri; Cyprinodontiformes; Poeciliidae
Product: metabotropic glutamate receptor 7-like
Exons: 7
Coding region: 949-2433 (494 amino acids)
Biological process (GO): regulation of synaptic transmission, glutamatergic; G protein-coupled glutamate receptor signaling pathway
Cellular component (GO): membrane
Molecular function (GO): group III metabotropic glutamate receptor activity
Source: RefSeq, a predicted model, not a curated record
GCAGUGAGAGCCACUCGCGUUUUUUCCUCAUUAUUUAAGCGUAUAUGCGAUUUCUUUUCGUCGCCUUUCCCUUCUUAAGAGUCUGGAGACAACUUCCUGGAAACCUUGCUGUGUAGUGGUGCCAGCCCCCUUCUUUCUCCCCCCCUCCUUCCCCACUGCCAGCUGAGUGACGUCUCGCAUGGAGAGGAAAAAGGGGGGAGCUGAAAACUCGGCGCGCACACUGAAACCUCUCAUUCAUUUCGUCCUUAAAUGCGACCGGUUGCAGAGACGGGGGGGAAAAAAACAGCCUCGGAUUUAAUUAGCUGGGUUCUCUCAGUCCUCUGCUUAGUGAUCGCUCAUUUGCGCGGGUAUUAAUCUUUCUCUCUUUUUUGUCUUACUGUCUCUCUCUCGCUCUAUCCUGUGCUCUCCCUUUCUUGCUCUCUCUGGAGGCUGUGGAGAUGAUUAUGCACCCAUGGGAGACAGACACCACAGCCGAGCCAAGCUUCCGUGCGCUUCCGUGGAGUUGUUAUGGCCGGGAAGAAUGUCACCCACUUCUGCCGGUGCACAAAUUUCAUUUUGAGCGCAGAUUUUGAGAGAUAAUCACUGCCCCCCUUUUUUUCCCACGGAAUUUGCUUGAAUUGCGAUUGUUGAGGUAUUUCAGAUUUGAGCAGAGCGCAACUUGCCUGCGUUUCCAACAGCCAGUUAAUCUUCGGAGUGUGAUCACUGAUACUGUCCGUCUAAUGGAUGGGGGGAGCUGAAUUACUGUCGGGGUCUUCACUAUUCAACAAGCUGCGCUGCUCGCUCCUCCUGGCUGCACAGCGAUGGGCGCAGUUUGCCUGAGCCUUUCAUUCCGUCUCGCUUCUUCGGCCCAGCUUGUUGAAUCUCCACCUUGGUGACUAAAAUGGAGAUUUUCUAACAAACUUCAAAAAUCAUCAUCAGUCGACUCCAUCUUUCGUACAAAAGUUGAGCAUGGCGCGUCCGGGUCUUUGCGUCUGGAGACUGUUUUGGCUCCUGAGCGCCUUGGCGGAUUUUGCGCUGCUCCAGGAGACCUACGCGCCACACUCCAUACGGACACAGGGGCACUUGACCCUCGGCGGACUCUUCCCGGUGCACUCCAGGGGACCCGACGGCACGCCGUGCGGGGACCUGAAAAAGGAGAACGGCAUCCAGCGCUUGGAGGCCAUGAUGUAUGCGCUGGACCAGAUCAACCAGGACGAGCAACUCUUACCCAACAUCACCCUUGGCGCACGGGUGCUUGACACUUGCUCGAGGGAUACGUACGCUCUGGAGCAGUCCUUAACUUUUGUGCAAGCCCUCAUCACAAAGGACACUUCAGACGUGAGGUGCACGAACGGGGAGCCGCCGGUGUUCGUCAAGCCCGAGAAAGUGGUGGGAGUGAUCGGAGCCUCGGCGAGCUCGGUGUCGAUUAUGGUUGCCAACAUCCUACGCCUGUUUCAGAUCCCUCAAAUCAGCUACGCGUCAACAGCACCGGAGCUGAGCGAUGACAGGCGUUACGACUUCUUCUCACGUGUGGUUCCUCCAGACUCGUUCCAGGCCCAGGCCAUGGUUGACAUCAUCCAAGCCUUAAACUGGACCUAUGUUUCCACUGUUGCUUCAGAAGGCAGCUAUGGGGAGAAGGGAGUGGAAGCUUUCACCCAGCUCUCCAAGGAAGCAGGUGGAAUCUGCAUUGCCCAAUCUUUGAAAAUUCCCCACAACCCCAAGACGGAGGAUUACGACAAAAUCAUCCAACAAUUGCUGGAAACCCACAACGCACGGGCAAUCAUCAUCUUCGCCAGUGAAGAAGACAUACGAGGAGUUCUCAAUGCCACCAAGAGGGCCAACCAGGUGGGCCAUUUCCUGUGGAUUGGAUCAGACAGCUGGGGUUCCAAGAGCAGCCCGAUCCACCAGCUGGAGGACGUAGCAGUGGGAGCAGUCACAAUUCUGCCCAAACGCUCCUCCAUUGAAGGAUUUGAUGAAUACUUUACGGGCCUCACCCUGGAGAACAAUCGCAGGAAUGUGUGGUUUGCGGAGUUUUGGGAGGAAAACUUUGACUGCCGGCUGCUCAGUGCUUCCAAAAGAGAGGACAGCAGCCGCAAAUGUACAGGCCAGGAGCGGAUUGGGAUCGACUCCAAGUAUGAGCAGGAAGGGAAGGUGCAGUUUGUGAUUGACGCUGUGUAUGCUAUGGCCCACGCUCUGCACAACAUGCACAGAGACUUAUGUCCCAAUCAUCCUGGCGUCUGUCCACAAAUGGAGUCCACAGAUGGGAAGAUGCUGCUCAAGUACAUACGCAACGCCAGCUUCAACGGUAGUGCCGGCACAUCUGUUGUGUUUAACAAGAAUGGCGAUGCUCCAGGACGCUAUGACCUGUUCCAGUUCCAGGUGACCAACUCCUCGGGCCCAGAGUACAAGGUGGUGGGACAGUGGGCGGACACCCUUCAACUCAGGGUAUGGUGA